AUGUCGCUCCAGUCUGUCACCAGCUUGCUCAGUGAAUCUCCCAACCCUGGACUCAUGAGCGAAACCGACACCCAGCUCUCCUACUCGGACGCGGACGCGUUUGACCACACUCGUCUGCGCACGCCACCACCGGACGAGGAUGUCGAGGCUGGAUACGAGAUCCUCAUAGAGGGCGGCAAUGCCGUCUUCCCGUCCAAGCUCGACUCGUUCACCCAGGUCAAGGCCAUCAGUCGCUCAGACGUGGCCACCGACCCCAUCCUCAACCGCUUUGCAAAAGUCCAGCUGCCACCAAGACCUCCGCUCCCCAACCCGAUCUUUCGUCAGUCGCUGCCAGCGUCGUCAGCAGCACAUGGUCCUUUCGACCCAACGACCACGUCGCCGUCGUCCAAGUUCAAGGCCCGCCCUGCACCUGAAACGACCUACAUCGAUGGCUUAGGUCCCCGCCUCACAAAGUCGGCCGCCCUCCGCCAAGGUCUCCAAUGGCAAGACCCAAGAGACAUGCGCAAAGUAUCUGGCGAGGACGUCCCAGUUGAUUUCACCGACGUGCCAGGACACAAGCGCACUGGCCUUGGUCUGAGUGUCGCGUCGCUCGCCGAGCCGACGCUGCAGCCAAGACAGAACCGCGCAGCAAUGCUACGCGCCGGUCAAGUUCCCGGUGAUGCCUUCAGCCCAUCAAUUUCGCGCGCAGAGAUCGCCGCGCGUAACAAGGCGCGUGAGGCCGCUGAGCGCGCGGAAAAGCGCCGCAGCGUUCAGCUUCCCGCAAGCCUCGUGUCGCCACCUGAGCUCGCUCCUCGUCCGAACCGCGCCUCCCAGCUGAGGCUGGGGCAGGCACCCACCGCCUCCCCCUACCGUGACCCCAAGCAAGUGGCGGAACAGGCGGUGAGGAACAAGGCGCGCGAUGCUGCCGAGCGCGCAGAAAAGAUCAAGAGCGUGCAGCUGCCUACGAGCCUCACCAGCAACCCGGUUAUCGCUCCCCGCGCCAACCGUGCUUCGAUGCUACGCACAGGCACAGGCGAUGCGGCCCCUCCUCCUAUCCCUCGCAGAUCGCAUCUGAGACCCGUCUCGGUUGCGCUGCCGUCCAAGAGAAUCAGCGUGCUCGAGACGACGCCCGUGCCACCGAUUCCCAGCGUUGAAACCGCCGAGGCCAAGGCCGUUGUCAAGCAGACCUCGGCACCGUCGCUGAUUCCUCAGCCCGUUGUGGUCAAGUCCACAACGGUCGAGAAGUCGACCCCGGUUGAGAAGCCGGCACCGGUCGAGAAGGCCGCACCGAUCGAGAAGCCGAAGCCGGCGGCGGAAUCACCCAAGCCGAAGCCUGUUGCACAAUCGCCAAAGUUCAUCGAGCGGCCCGAGCCUGUGGAUGUGCCGAGGGCGGUAAAGCAUGUGGAGACACCGAUGGUGGCGAACCCCUCCGUGCCCUGGGCUGCGGCGAGGACUCCGAAUGGCAGUCCCAGUCUCACCCAGUCUUCCAAGAUGUCGCCGAUCCUUCGCACUCCUGCUACGCCCGGCCGCGACAGAAGCCUGCCUGCCACGCCCCCGGCGCCCAGCAGCCCGUCGUCGAGCAUCAGCAUUCCAAUCAUGUCCGGGGCGCGACCGGCGCCACCUUCGGCCCUCACGCCGCUCACGGUCGACCUUGCCACGGACGCAACGCCGAGCAAGCUGCCGUCGUCUAAUACGCCAUGGGGCUCGCAGCGCACGCCAUCCCGUAGUGCGCUGCGUGUGAUCAAGGAGAACUCGCCUGAUCUUCCCACUGGUCAGGAGGUUGACCAGAACGACAAGACGAAGAAGUCUCCACACCGAUCGCCUGGCGGAGGGAUUGCCGCGCUCGGCGCCCCAAAGAUCCAGCCUCGUGCCAACCGCGCGUCGAUGCUGCGCGAGAACCCAGCCUCUGUUCGAUCUGCCUCCCCAUCGUCGCUGAGGAGUGCGCGCAGCGCCAAGAGCGCGAAGAGCAGCAAGAGCGCCAGGAGCGUCAAGAGCGGCAAGAGCGGCAAGAGUGGCAAGAGUGGCCGAAGCGCCAAGACGGCGAGCACGAGGUCACGUCGCAGCAACGGCGCGCCCGUGCGCCAACGCUACGGACCUCCAACGCCAACAUCCAAGUUUACGCGCCCGCGCCCUGCACCCGUCAUUCCCAGAGACGUCCGCCCCGCGUCAAUGCUCUUCCCUCCUGACGCGGACGGACCGAUCGGCCGCCCCAUGUCCAUGCUCAUUGGCGAUAUGCCGCCCGUCACCAACAUGCGCCCACAGACCAUGAUGAUGACGGUGAAUGAGACGAUGCCACCACCACGCCGCUCGUCGAUGAGGCGCCCAGUGACCAUCCUGUCGACGACGAUGCCACGCCCGAGCAGCCGGUCACCUCCACCGCUCUCUCCCCCGCCGCGCAUCUCGCCUCUCCCCGGCAUCCUGCUGCCCACCCGCUCCCCUCCGCCACCCCCUCACGUCAUCUCGCUCCCCACGAACCGUUCCCCUCCCCUGCAUUCCUCGCCAGGACUCGCCCCAUCGCCGCUGCUCCCCCCUGUCAAGAUACCCCAGCCUACGACCCCGCCUCCAGUGCCCGAGAAGGACACUCCCAAGUCGAGCCCCGGUAGCAGACUGCUCUCCAAGUUCCUCCGCCCCGGCCACAAACAGUCCAAGUCGAAGCUCAAGGCUGGCAAGGUGUAA
Molecule: messenger RNA, 2655 nt
Organism: Vanrija pseudolonga
Lineage: Eukaryota; Fungi; Basidiomycota; Tremellomycetes; Trichosporonales; Trichosporonaceae
Exons: 3
Coding region: 1-2655 (884 amino acids)
Source: RefSeq, a predicted model, not a curated record